UACCCGCUCUGGCUCGCGCUGCCCGUCGCGCCGUACUCGCGGCGGAAGACGAUCCGCAGGGACCUGGGCCGCGGCGUCUGGACCUUCGACCAGAUGAUCGGCAUCUACUACGUCCACGUGCCCAUCCGCAUGACCGUCGUCAAGCUGCGGCGGGGCGGCCUCUUCGUCUACGCGCCCGUCGCGGCCACGGACGAGUGCCUCGCGCUCCUCAAGGAGCUCACGGACGCGCACGGCCCCGUGAAGCACAUCGUGCUCCCGUCCGUCGCCGUCGAGCACAAGGCCGGGCCCUUCGCGCGGAAGUUCCCCGCCGCGACGUUCCACGUCUGCGACCAGCAGUACUCCUUCCCGGUGCCGCUGCCGAACGCGUUCCUGGGCCUGCCGCCCUGGACCCAGCCGCUGCCGCGGAGCUCGAAGGACGGGAACCCCUUCGGCGACGACUUCGACUUCGACGUGCUGACGGUGAAGCCGGGCCCCGGCAGCUACUACCAGGACGCGACGUUCGUGCACAAGCCGUCGAAGACGCUCCUCCUCUGCGACGCGCUCUUCGCGACGACGGAGGCGCCGCCGCCGAUCCUCGAGUCGGACCCGGAGUACGUGCGCGCGCUCCUCUUCCACGCGCGCGACGGCCCGCUGGAGCGCGUCGCGGACACGCCCGAGAACCGGCGGAAGGGCUGGCGGCGCAUCGUGCUCCUCUUCAACUUCUUCUUCCCCGGCGCCGCGACGCCGGACCUCGGCCUGAAGCCCCUGCUCGCGCUCGGGCCCUUCGAGCCCUACGGGUGGCGCGGCUGGAAGCCCUUCGAGUGGAAGAGCGAGGCCAAGGAGCGGCGCGCCUUCGAGGCCUUCGCCCAGAACGGGAAGCCGACGAUCCUCCCGAUCAUCCAGAUCAUCCUCGCGCGCGGCGACUCCGGCGCGGCGACGGCCGCGUGGGUCUCGCGCGUCUCGACGUGGGCCUUCGACCGCGUCGUCCCGCAGCACCUGGACGCGCCCGUCGACGUCGGGCCCGCGGGCUUCGCGGCGACCUUCGCG
Messenger RNA from Aureococcus anophagefferens, 1026 nucleotides. RefSeq lists its product as hypothetical. The record is from RefSeq and is a predicted model, not a curated record. The transcript is spliced from 2 exons. The annotation marks the transcript as partial. Lineage: Eukaryota; Pelagophyceae; Pelagomonadales; Pelagomonadaceae.